CCAGCCACGGUGCCGCUUCGGUGCUUGUGGACCACGGUGCCCAUGGCCGAUGCCAGCUUUUGCCCAGGAUCCGGCACAGCCCCGAUGCCCGCGCCCAUCUGAGGGACGCUGCCUUGCUCUGGAGCCACCCGCCGAGGGGAGAGGCUGAGAGAUGGCCGAGGGGGAGAUCACUACCUUCGCCGCCCUGACCGAAAAGUUCAACCUUCCCCUGGGGAACUACAAGAAACCCAAACUCCUGUACUGCAGCAAUGGGGGCCACUUCCUACGGAUCCUCCCAGACGGCAAAGUGGAUGGGACCAGGGACCGAAGCGACCAGCACAUUCAACUCCAGCUAAGCGCGGAAAGCGUGGGAGAGGUGUAUAUAAAGAGCACCCAGUCUGGGCAGUACCUGGCGAUGGACACCAAUGGGCUGCUCUACGGCUCGCAGUUACUGGGUGAGGAGUGCCUGUUCCUUGAAAGGAUCGAAGAAAACCAUUACAACACAUAUGUCUCCAAAAAGCACGCAGAUAAGAACUGGUUUGUUGGUCUGAAGAAGAAUGGGAACAGCAAGCUGGGGCCGCGGACUCACUAUGGCCAGAAGGCGAUCCUCUUCCUUCCGCUGCCCGUCUCGGCCGACUAAGUCCCGUCCUGGGAGCUCAGAGAUGACCCAAACCCCAAAACCCAACCAUCGCCUCCUCCUUUUCCCUUGCUCUCUCUCUUUUUGGCUAGUACGACAGAGCCAAAUGUUAGAGCUCCGAGCUUUAGGUAAAGGCUUAACCAAAAAUAGACAAAGCAAAGCUCCUCCGCUCUGUGUGAAGCUUUGCAGAGAUGAGGGGAAAAGCCCCGACACCCCACCAAGGUCCACCAGUACCACCGCCUCCCCCUGCCCUCUGCGUCUGUCGGCAACGUGGGGCCGGCUCACGCGCGGCCACGCUGCAGCUCCCGGGGACACACAGACCUGCCGCAGGUAGGCCCCCAGAAACGUGGCCAAGGGCACCCCAAGGACACCCCGGAUAUGGGGGGAACACCCGGUCUUACUGUCCCCAGUCAUUCUAAGGCAAAACCUCCCUGGAUACGCUGUAUUAACACAUUUAUCCAUCUAAGUAUAUAGCUUCCAAUAUGCCCUUCAAGCAACUUCAGAUUGCACCAUCAGUCACGAGUGCCAGCCUGGUUAAAUGCUUGCAGAUAUCCUCAGCGUGUGAGGCUAGACUAGCAUCAGUCAAAAGCUCCAAGCCCAGACAUCUUAGCCUCCCUCACAACAGGAAUAUUGCUAUAUUUCGAGCUAGUACCUUGCAUAUGUUAUUUGUAUUUAUUUAUUACGUAAAACCUUAAACCACGGGAGCACCACGCUGACAUGCUCUACCCCGGCUCGUCCUCCCCCGUCCCCCUCGGGCGCUUGCAGACGCGUACGGUGACCGGGCACAAGCUGCACCGCGGGACAGGUCAGCCCAGGCACCACUGGGACAAAGCCUUGCUGAGUCAGCGCUUCUCUAAUCGCUUCUUCCUGAGUGGCACGUGCAUUUUACCAUGCAGUGAGUUUCCUCAUGUGUAGACUAGCCCAAAGCCUUUAACUAACCUUUUCUGGUGAUGUUGCAUUGAAAAGUAACUUGGGAAUAGGUUUAACUCCAUUGCACCCAUGUGACUUGUCACGGCCCGGCUGUGGCUGCGGGUGAGGUGUAUGUGGAGACCUGGCCAGGGGUGCCACGGUCGAUGGGACGGAUUUGGCAGCCGAGGAAGCAAAAGCGCAGGAGUCCUUUGCUUGCGCGAGGCUGGAGCUGCGGCAGUGCCGCGCAGCCCGUCCCCCGGCAUGGCGGGGGUGGGAGUGCUGCCGCAACUCACGUUUGGCUCUGUCCUCUUGUUGGUCUUGGACUGAGGUUUCGAGCUGUAAAUAAAAUAUGCUGGUACAGUGGCAGAACAAUAAAGUUUGAUUG
This is a messenger RNA of Gavia stellata (red-throated loon), 1910 nucleotides long. RefSeq names its product fibroblast growth factor 1 (gene FGF1). Lineage: Eukaryota; Metazoa; Chordata; Aves; Gaviiformes; Gaviidae. The record is from RefSeq and is a predicted model, not a curated record. Gene Ontology annotation, molecular function: fibroblast growth factor receptor binding; growth factor activity. Gene Ontology annotation, biological process: cell differentiation; animal organ morphogenesis; regulation of cell migration. The transcript is spliced from 4 exons. Bases 152 to 619 code for a protein of 155 amino acids. Gene Ontology annotation, cellular component: cytoplasm.